Molecule: messenger RNA, 441 nt
Organism: Hydractinia symbiolongicarpus
Lineage: Eukaryota; Metazoa; Cnidaria; Hydrozoa; Anthoathecata; Hydractiniidae
Exons: 3
Coding region: 63-356 (97 amino acids)
Cellular component (GO): mitochondrial large ribosomal subunit
Source: RefSeq, a predicted model, not a curated record
AAAGUUUCCGGGAGUUGUCCCGCCCCAGCCGGAAUCAAACCCGGAAGAGAUCGAAAGCGAAAAUGGCGACGAGAGGUGCGACGCUGAAAAUGGUAAAGGCAAUGCGUAUUUCAUUUGAUCCGUUUUGUAGCAGUAAUGCAGUAACUAUAGCCAGGGAAUUUUUACGUCGUGUAUCAUCUCCAAAACUGAUUGAAACCAAUCCCAAGUUCAAAUUAUCUGCUGAAAUUAAAUCUGAUGGCUCUUCACCAUCUAUUGAAGUUACAUACGUGGAUAAAGACACGCAAGUGCUAGAUUUGAACAGUCGUUUUGAAGACGUUUACGCAAAUUUUAUCAAAUCAUGCAGAGCUAAAGAAUAAUAUCAUUAUCUAAUAUUUCUUUCUGUAUUAAUUUUCUGUGUAUAUUUGUAUAUUUUUUAUAGCUGAUCAAGUUUUUUUUCAAUAA